AUGUCCGAGGAUAAACAGACUGUCGUUAUCGCCGGUGCCGGUGAUCUCGCGCAGUAUCUCGCCGAGGAGUUCAAAGUCGACAACACGCACGAUGUGCUUCUCAUAUCCCGAAAGGAACGCGAAUUCUUCACCAAAUUAGGUGUCACUACUCAUGAAAUAAAUGAGUACUCUGCCGACAGCGUCUUGGCUGUUCUUGAAAAAGUGAACGCCACCGUGCUCAUUUCGACCCUGCACACCGACGAUCCGGCGCUCUACACGUCAUUGCACAAGGCACUGCUACUGGCCUGCAAGGCUUCCAAGACAUGCAAGCGGUUUAUACCCAGCGAGUUCUUAGGAAAUUUGCGCAAGUUUGACAACAUCCCACGCGGAAUCGCUCGCGCGCGGAGAGCUUUCCGCUCGAAGUUACUGAACGAGUCUGAGAUCAAGUGGACUCUUGUUAACCUUGGAUGGCUAGCGGAUUACUUUGUUCAGCAGCCUGAUGGAUCAAGAAGCUACAUUAGCCCCUUCCCUCAAGGAUGGCCGAUCAACAUGGAGGAAGGAACCGUUCGAGUGAUCGGUACUGGGGAUGAACCGGUGUGCUGGACAGCGGCACGAGAUGUAGCGAAGGCAGUUGUGAAGCUCGUAUCUCACGACGAGUGGCCUGAUCAUGUCUAUGUAUUCGGAGAGAUCGGAUCAUGGAACCAAGCAAUCGAGAAGGUCGAGCGCUACUAUGGAGUUACAUUAACUCGAACACACGUCACCCAAGACGACAUAUCCCGAGACUUGGCUAAUGAGUCAGUGGUCGAAAAGUGGUACAGGGCUACCAUUGACGAGUGGUCACUAGCUGGUGCAACUGCUGUGCCUCUGGAAGAAGCACUUCAUCAGCGCGAGAGAUACUUUGGGGAGGUCAAGUUCAGAGAUAUCAACGAACUAUUACGUAGCUCGGAACGUAUGCAGAUCAUUUGA
Molecule: messenger RNA, 945 nt
Organism: Colletotrichum chrysophilum
Lineage: Eukaryota; Fungi; Ascomycota; Sordariomycetes; Glomerellales; Glomerellaceae
Exons: 2
Coding region: 1-945 (314 amino acids)
Source: RefSeq, a predicted model, not a curated record